Messenger RNA from Pyrgilauda ruficollis (rufous-necked snowfinch), 989 nucleotides. It is a transcript of the gene NACC1, whose product is annotated as nucleus accumbens associated 1. Gene Ontology annotation, molecular function: protein binding; RNA polymerase II cis-regulatory region sequence-specific DNA binding; DNA-binding transcription factor activity, RNA polymerase II-specific. Gene Ontology annotation, biological process: regulation of transcription by RNA polymerase II. NCBI's taxonomy places the organism in Eukaryota, Metazoa, Chordata, Aves, Passeriformes, Passeridae. The record is from RefSeq and is a predicted model, not a curated record.
CACGUGUCCUUCGGGAACAGCAUCCUGGAGUGCCUGAACGAGCAGCGGCUGCAGGGGCUCUUCUGCGACGUCUCGGUGGUGGUGAAGGGCCACGCGUUCAAAGCGCACCGCGCCGUGCUGGCCGCCAGCAGCUCCUACUUCCGAGACCUCUUCCACAGCUCCAAGAGCGCCGUGGUGGAGCUGCCGGCCGCCGUGCAGCCCCAGAGCUUCCAGCAGAUCCUCAGCUUCUGCUACACCGGCCGGCUCAGCAUGAACGUGGGAGAUCAGUUCCUGCUCAUGUACACGGCGGGAUUCCUGCAGAUCCAGGAGAUCAUGGAGAAGGGAACGGAGUUUUUCCUCAAGGUCAGCUCUCCCAGCUGUGACUCUCAGGGGCUGCACGGGGACGACACGCCGGGCUCGGAGCCGCAGAGCCCGGUGGCGCAGACCUCGGCGGGGCAGGGCUGGGCGGCGGCGCUGCCCUUGGUGUCGCGGGUGAAGACGGAGCAGGGCGAGCCCGACGGCGUGCAGUGCACCUUCGUGGUCAAACGCCUCUGGGACGGGGCCGCCAAGGACUCCGGCGGCAACGGCAGCAGGAAAAUGGCCAAAUUCUCCGAGGCGGCGCCGCGCCCGCCCGCCGCCACCGCUCCGCCCGAGCAGCCCCCCCCGGAGCCCCGGGCCCGCGCCCGCCUGCGCCAGGACCUGGCGUCGCUGCCGGCCGAGCUCGUCACCCAGAUCGGCAACCGCUGCCACCCCAAGCUCUACGACGAGGGAGACCCCGCCGAGAAGCUGGAGCUGGUCACCGGUACCAACGUGUACAUCACGCGGGCGCAGCUGAUGAACUGCCACGUCAGCGCGGGCACGCGGCACAAGGUGCUGCUGCGCCGCCUGCUCGCCUCCUUCUUCGACAGGAACACGCUGGCCAACAGCUGCGGGACGGGGAUUCGCUCGUCCACCAACGACCCCAGCAGGAAACCGCUGGACAGCCGGGUGCUGCACGCUGUCAAGUGUGA